Messenger RNA from Osmia lignaria (orchard mason bee), 1773 nucleotides. It is a transcript of the gene Caf1-105, whose product is annotated as chromatin assembly factor 1, p105 subunit. NCBI's taxonomy places the organism in Eukaryota, Metazoa, Arthropoda, Insecta, Hymenoptera, Megachilidae. Gene Ontology annotation, molecular function: protein binding. Gene Ontology annotation, cellular component: nucleus; CAF-1 complex. The record is from RefSeq and is a predicted model, not a curated record. Gene Ontology annotation, biological process: nucleosome assembly; DNA replication-dependent chromatin assembly.
UGGACUCUGGUGAACUGCGGUAUACAACAAAAUGAAUCCCAUGUUCAGGUGGGAAUGGCGGGAAUAAUGUGACAAGUUGGAAAAGGUUAGAUCACGACUCCGCUUACUGUCAGUUUAUUAUCAUUAUAAUAUUUUUAUAUCGUAUAUUCCACUUUUAAAUUUAAAUUAUGUGGUGCACAACUCCUGAAAUUUCAUGGCAUAAUCGUGAUCCAGUUUUAAGUAUUGAUAUACAAGCUGGAAUCUAUGAAACGUCAAAAAAAGAAACUUUCUGGCGACUUGCAACUGGCGGCGCCGAUUCGCAUGUUUUGAUUUGGCAUUUAACUUCAAGCGAAAGUGGAGAUGUUACAGUAAAAUGUGUAGCCGAUUUAGAACGACACCAAAGAGCGGUGAACGUAGUACGGUUUUCACCUUCAAAAGAUAUUUUAGCUUCAGGAGACGAUGAGUCAACAAUUGUCUUAUGGAAACAAAAAGAGGACUGUGAAUUUUUUAUUGCCUCUGAUGAAAGUGAGAAUAAAGAACAAUGGAUUUCUUGGAAAGCAUUAAGAGGACACCUUGAAGAUGUUUAUGAUAUUAGUUGGUCUCCAAAUUCUAAUAUGCUAGUCUCAGGAUCUGUAGAUAAUACAGCAAUUUUAUGGGAUGUUCAUAAGGGUCGAUCUGUAGCUAUAUUAUCUGACCACAAGGGGUUUGUACAAGGAGUUUCAUGGGAUCCUUGCAAUCAGUACAUAUGUACCAUAAGCACAGACAGGAUAUGUCGUUUGAUUGAUAUUAAUACCAAGAAAACAGUGCAAAAAGCUUACAGAGCUAAAAUUCCAACUCCAUCUGAUCAUCCUGUAAAAGAUAAAACAGUUAGAUUAUUUUAUGAUGAUACCUUUAAGUCAUUUUUCAGAAGAUUAACAUUUUCCUUAGAUGGAAUGUUACUUAUUGUACCAUCUGGCAUAAUUGAACCUGUGGAGACUACAGAAAAAAUAUAUAAUGCAACUGUAAUUUUUUCAAGAUACAAUUUAAAAGAACCUCUUAUACUCUUACCCACUUUGGAUGAAUGUACUAUUGCAGUUAGAUGUUGUCCAAUUUAUUUUGAAUUACGGAAAGAUAGUCGAACACCUACAGUAGCAUUACCUUACAGAAUGGUAUUUGCAGUUGCUACACAGCAUUCAGUAUUCAUAUAUGAUACUCAACAAAUUUCACCAAUUUCGGUUAUAUCAAAUAUUCAUUACACAAGAUUAACUGAUGUCACAUGGUCAAGUGAUGGUAAAAUUUUAAUUGUGUCAUCGACAGAUGGUUAUUGUUCUAUAAUACAUUUUCAGAAGGGAGAACUAGGUGAAGAGUAUAAAAAGGAAAGUAGUACCCCAACAACACAUAAUGUUAGUAAUGAUUGUAAACAAACUCAAACAUUAAGUAAUGAUAGUAAAACUGAGGAUUAUUUACCAACCGUUGAUAUAGAUAACAGUGCUAUCGAUAUUGAUAUAGAACACGAAAUGAAAACUUCCAACAAAGAAUCAGAUAGUGUACUAAAUGAAAAUAACAAACUGUUAAAUGAUAGUACUAUUCCAAAACAAGAAUUAAAUAAUAAGGCAGAAUUUGAAGAAACUGAAGAUGUUAAAUUAAUUUAUACCGAAGAAAGUACUAAUGAAGUUGAUAAAGUGAAUACAAAAAUUCUUAGCAAAGCUCCCCGAAGAGUGCAAUUAAUUACACUUUCUAGCCCCAAAGGAUACAAAAAAGAUAUAACGUAAAAAAUGUGAUAGAAAGUUAUAAAAUACAUAUGCAUUUUUCUAU